UGACUCUACGCUAUUCAUUUACAAAUAUUUGUCGCACCGCUCGGGAUAGCUUUUAUCUAUUUUCUAUACAAAAUAUGGCGCACUGAGAUGAGCUGUUAAAAACGAAUUAACCAGCCUUUAACAUGAUAAAGCUACGUAUUGGCUACUCGUGGGUGGAAGCGACACCAAAGGCAUUCGGCAGAGAGUGAAUGUCGCAUAGCUACAUGGAACUUCGAUAAACUUACUAGUUAUUACAAGUAAAACUUUCAACUAGAAAAUAUUUUACUUCAUGCAUCUACGGGAGCUGUUAAGAAAAGAAUUAUUCAACACGUUGAAAUAAUGAAGAAACCAGAAUAGUAAUUACAGGGAUUGUAAAAAUAUUAAUUUGGAGUUAAUAAAAGUUGAUAAUUACAACAUAUAUCGGGCAAUGAAGAUAUGCGUUUGGCUAGUAACAGCAUUUCUUUGCUUUCACUCGUCAAUAUCUUUUUCUGAUACUGGAAAUAUCAUGGACUGCCACAUGGGCAAGUGUAAGAGUGUGAAGCCCAAUCGGAGAGUCCGGAUCCUUAAGGAUCUUGUUAAAAAUUUUAAUUUAGAACCGACAGUGAUAGAUAUUACGCUCAAAACACUGCAUAAUAGAAAGUAUGGUACGUUUGGAGAGUACGUCAAAGAAGACUCACACGACAAAGACAUUCCUAAAAUAGCAUGUCCAAAGACAGAGAAUAACAAUGAUAUGCUAGCCUGUCCGACACCAGAUAUAUGGAAACGAAUACACUGUAUUGACUAUUAUUCAUUAUGCGACCGGAAGAUACAUUGCCCGAACGGCGAAGACGAAGAUCCUAUCAUGUGUUUAUUUCACUCUGCGAAUGACAUGCAAAUGAAGAGAAUGAUGGAAACUAUUUAUAAAUUGUACAGAAAAUCACAAGAACCACAGUCCUUUUAUGACUACAAGUAGCAAUUUUUUGCGCAUGCGCGAUAUUUGUGAUACCGUGAGAAUGACAAAAUGGAAAAUAUCCUAUGUAUUCAUCAUGGUGUAACAGAUCAAAAGAACAAAUGUUUACAAAUUCGUUUUAAAAUAUAUAUCUUAUUUAUUGUUUUCUCAGAAUUUUCUCUUUUACAUUUAUUGGGUGACUGUCUUUCAUGCCAGGUUUGCGCAAGACAGUAAAAUAACGAGAGUGUUAUGUGUAUGUAUUUUAAUUAUAAAUAUAUUGUUAAAUUAUGACACAACUUUUAAAACAUGGGAGAUCCUUUUGAUAAAAAAAAUGCGAAAAGCUGAAAAUGGCAGACUUAGUUAGAUUGAGUAUGCUCAUGAGAGUAAAGAUUAUGUGCAUAAAGAAUGCAUCGUCUCUAACGCCCCUCCCCAGCACCGGCCGAGGAAUUUUUUAAUCCUCUACACUAGAAGUAUUUGCAUUAAUAAUCCCGAUUAUUCAUCGAGUAUCGGUCAGUAGACCUGUAGAUUUACAACAAUAUAUAAUAGUUUAUCAUAGAGGCAUGUUGGGAUCAACACGUAAACAUUGAUGAUGUUACAGUUUUGCAUUAUUUUAAGUGUUUAGAUGUUAUGGCUUCUUUUUAGAAUGAAUGCAAAGUAAAUUGUUUGUCUAACUUCUUAUUUUCUGAAAUAAACAAACAUACUUAAACUAUGAGUCCAAACAGUACGACACUUUUUUAGCAUUACAUACUACUAAUUCCCUAUACAACGUACUAAUUCCCUGAUAUUUUUGUAUAUGUGAGAUAAUUUCUAAUUUAAUGAAAGCUAGAUUUGUGUCCUAUACUGUGAUGUCUACCAAAAUUGGCUUUAUUCUAUUUUCUUUGGGACCAGCGAGACACUUUGUGAUAUUUGAAGCUACGUUUGGCUCCCUAUUCUAGAAUCUAAAGUCAGGCUAUUAUAAUAACAUGUACGUAUGCAGACAUACAUAAUUAUAUUAAUGUUCCUGAUUAAAGAAAGUUCAUUAGCAUUACUUGUUUUACAAUGAGUUUUGCGAAUGUAUGGAAUUCAAUUAUGAUAUAUUAAAAAAAAAAUCAUUUAUAUUUGGAUUUUGAUUUAUACAUUUUUUUAUCAAACACAAACAACAUACGGGAAGUCUUUAAAGUUAAAACUGUUUUCUUUUCAGUUAAAUCUAAAGUAUUCUGUUCUUAUUAUGAUAUUUUAGAUAUUUAUAUAAUUGUUAUUUAUCUAUUAGCUAUUGUUAUUUAAUUUUAUCAGAAACAUUAAGUGACUUUUCUGGGAUUUAUGGUUCUAUAAAUGGUUGUUACAAAUUUUAUUGUAUUUGUUGUGCAAUUAAGACAACCUCUUUUUUAUUUGAAGACGAAAAGUAUACAUUUUAGAAAAUUAAUGAUGAAUAAUUAUCAAUAAACUGUUGUAAUAAUGAUAAACAUAAUUACAUCUUCGAAAAAAUGAAUGGAAUAUGAAAUUGAAAGAAUUUAGUCUAACGUCUUAUUUUGCAAAGUGUUGGUUAUACAAUACGUUUUAUUCUGAUAUUGAACUGAAAUAAAAUUCUAUUUAGAAUAAAUAAAAAAAAACUUGAA
Ruditapes philippinarum (Manila clam) is the source of this 2502-nucleotide messenger RNA. RefSeq lists its product as uncharacterized. Gene Ontology annotation, biological process: positive regulation of MAPK cascade. Gene Ontology annotation, cellular component: terminal bouton. The transcript is spliced from 3 exons. Gene Ontology annotation, molecular function: protein binding; transmembrane receptor protein tyrosine kinase activator activity. The coding region runs from base 407 to 931 and encodes 174 amino acids. Lineage: Eukaryota; Metazoa; Mollusca; Bivalvia; Venerida; Veneridae. The record is from RefSeq and is a predicted model, not a curated record.